GGGAACUUGUGGAGGCAGUGACAGAGGAAGAAAGAAAAUGAAAGAAGGAAGUGCAGAGACCGUGGAGGGAAAAACCCUGAGUCACUUGGCUUCCUGUCUGAAAAAAGGAAGGGGGCGGAGGCAUCUUAGUCAGACAGUUGAAACCAGUGUUAUUUUCAACAUAAUUUGCACUGGGGGGGUGGAGUCGGGUCCUGCUAACUAAAUCCAGUCCAGUGCUUGGGGCCAGCCAUAGCCAUAGUGUUCACUAUUGUGUGCGGCUGAGAGAAGAAGGGGAAAAAAAAGAGGAGGGAGCAGAGGGCGCAAAGAAAGCCUGUCUCUUUGUGUGGGAAGGACUCAGCAGGAAAGUUAUUUUUUGAUUAUCCGACUUUGCCAGCAAAGCGAGGCUCCUCCGCCGGACCGGCGACGUCUCGUUCCGCCCGUGCUGCCUCGCACCCGAGCCACAUGAGCGGCUUUCUCCUUGCCGGCAAACAGCGACACCAGGGCUGCUCCUGAUGAUGAGAGCCGACGUCAGACUGGUUUCCAUGAAUAUUGAUGUGGAGGAUAGUCUGUUUCAUAGAAGAACAGAAGGAGGCAAGAUGGCUGCCCUUUAGGAUUGGUUAAAGAGGAGAUCCAGACGGUUUGUUGGAAUUUCUACAAAGUGGAGGGACUUGAAAAGGAGGAGGGACCGAGGGCAGCCCUGUGGAUGGACUCAGAGCAGGCCAGAUGGAAACAGAACAGGCCAGACAUGAGACGGAAGAAAGUCUGAUACUAGCACAAUUUGGAGCAUCUCACGUCCCUCUUAAACUACAGAAUGGAGGUUCGUCUUCAGAGAGAGAUUCUCUGCAGAUCCCUGGAGGUACGAACUGGAACCAUUUCAAGCCCAGUGUAGGUGCCAACGCCAUGAAAAGGCACAAGGACUGCAACAGCCCCGUGCAAGGGCUGUUCAAUCAAGGAUCCUACAUAAAUGGAGAACUGGUGAAUGGAGAGCUGAAGCAUGCACUCGCUGAGCAGUCCUUACUUCUCCCCCAACCCAAGAAACUCAAAGUAGAUUCUGAGAUUAAAAUCAAUAACAUGAGCUCUACCUUGGUAGACAACUUCCCCGAGUUUGCAAAAGCAACAGACUUUGAAUGCAAAUCCCCACAAACAGAGAUUAAGUUAGACAAGAGGACCAGUAGUUUUCCUAAUGGAGAUAUUUUCUGUCUGUCAAGGAAUAAAGAUUCAAUUCCAAAUGGUGCUGCAUCACCCCCUUCAACCAUUGAAAGCACUCCAGGUGAUCUGUUAGAGAAAACUCUCUCUCAGUAUUAUCCUGAGCAAGUAUCAAUUGCACCGCAAAUGUGUGGUUCAGAGUUGGAUUCCGUCAGUGAUUCACUGGCAAAGCUGCCCACUGAAGGUGCUCAAGCCCCCUCCUUAACCUCAGGAUUGCCCAAUUCAGCCCAAAUGCCUGACUCACAACAGCAGCAGCCUGGGACAUCUGGUAAAGAGGACGGAUGCAACACUUACAACUCUGUCAACUAUGUAGUGAAUGGAUACUCUGACAAUUUUGGAGCAGAUCACCAGCAGCAACGACACCAGACCCAGCAGCAGCCACCACCUUACCCUAAUCACGAGCUGUCUGCGUGUCAGUUGCCUGGAAUGGCCCCACAUGCAAAUACUGCCAAUAGCUCAAAGCAACAUCAGAAUGGCCCACAGUGUUAUACAGAUGACACAACUGCCCAAGGAAUAUAUGCAAAAGGCAAACACGAGUUCAACCAACACUCUUUCCAAAACUGCAAUGCUCCUGUAGAGGCGGCAGGUGGCUAUGGAGUGUUUCCUAAUGCUAAGAAGAUGGAUCCAAGUAAGGACAUUGGACCUGGUCAGCAUCAUCAACACAGCACUGACAAGAGCGAUCACUAUGGGAUUCAACCCUCAGAGAUUAAACAAAAUGCUGGAAACUUCCCUGGUUCUGACAGUGCAGGGCCCAUGGUGCCUAGCACUAAUUCAGAAGAAGUGCCGGAGAACGUGUCCCAGCAGAGGGACGGCUCGUCGGGUCCAACGCCCCACCAGCAAGGCUGGGCUCAUUCCCAGCAGCAAGCACCUUGCGUCCCAUCAUCUCAGGCACAAGCGCAGGACAAGUGGAAGGGGUUUCAGGCUAAGGCCCACUCAGAGCGACAGGCACUUAACUCUCACAGCCAGAUGCUGGAGUCCAAUGCGGCACACAGAUUCCAAAAGCAGGGAGUUUUCAACAGCUUCCAGCACAACACCCCUGAGUGGCAGCACUCAAAUUCUAAAGCACCUCAAAUGCACCAGCAUUUACCCCAGAAAAUGCCAGACCAGUGUAACUUCCCACAGAAUCAGCAGGCAGACAGCCACUACAACCCCCAGAUGCCGUCAGCGCACUUAUCUGAAGACCCUGACAUGCAGGAUUUGAUGACACCCGGGUUUUUAGCAACCCAGCAACAGCAGCAACAACAGCACUGUCACCUUCCACGACCCCAGUCUCACCCACCACAAUUUGAAGAACAGCAGCUCAAAUCUCCCAAUUAUAGACCUCACAGUCAGCCUCAACCAGGCCAGCAGCAGCUUCAACCCAGUCAACCUUCCAGAACUAAUUCCGCUCAGUCCAGCAACCAACAUAUCCAAAACAGUGACCAUGUGAAACUCAGCUACAAUACCGCAACAGAAACGCAACAACAUUGUCCGUAUCCACCAAACUCAGGCAGCAGUAACCUCAAGCAAUUUCAACCACAGCGGCCUAACAACCAAUGCCACCAGCCAAACCACAUGGACUUCCCCCAGACCUCCACACAGUUGCAACCUCACUUAUCACAAGGUGCGUUAAAGCAACAGCUGUCCACACAGAUGUAUCCUAAAGCUGAAGUGCAGCAGAAGGCAUCGUGCGAUCAGCUCCAAAGGGGACCUCUACUACCUCAAGGACCUGCAGGUCCCCAUGGAGACUUUCAGAAGCACACAGCCCUCCGCAUGCACCUCUUACAGAGGCAGGACCGCCAGGGCCUUCCUCCUCAGAGCACUAGUGAUCCUAAACAUCCCCUGAAAGCUGUAAAAAUCGAAGGCGGACCCAGAUUCGAGUUUCCUUGUUCACAGCAGCAGGAGCAGCAGCAGUUGCGAGACACAGGCAUGAGGUGCAUCAAGCAGGAGAAUCCACAGUCUAUGUGUGAGCAAAGCAAAAGGCAGGGGAACAUCCUGGCCUCUAUGGAACACAGCUUGAGGCAGUACCAGCUCUCACCUGUGUUUGAGAAGAAAUCAGUAGCUAUCAAUUCAUUAAAUAAAGUCAAGGUGGAAUCUUCUGGGCCUGUCACCAUUCUGUCAACCAACACUGACUUGGGUGAAGCGGAGUCAUCAGCAGCUGCAUCAGCCACAGUAGCACUGAAGAAACCACCCCAUUCCACCCCGAAGAAAGAACAACUCCUACACAGAUUUGUGGAGUCUCCUAUGAAGCUACUAGAUACUCCUAUAAAGAAUCUACUGGACACCCCCUUGAAAACACAAUAUGACAUUGCAUCCUGUCACUGUGUUGAUCAAAUCUGUGAGAAGGAUGAAGGACCAUACUACACUCACUUGGGUUCAGCACCUAAUGUUGCUGGUAUACGGGAGAUGAUGGAGAAAAGGUCUGGUCUCACUGGUGGAGCCAUUAGGAUUGAGAAAGUUAUAUACACCGGAAAGGAAGGAAAAAGUACACAAGGAUGCCCCAUAGCCAAAUGGGUAAUUCGUCGGUCCAGUGCAGACGAAAAGCUUCUGGUGUUGGUGCGUGAACGUAAUGGGCACACGUGUGAAACUGCUUGCAUCGUGGUGGUCAUCCUGAUCUGGGAGGGCAUCCAACCAAGCCUGGCUGACCACCUCUACAUGGAGCUGAGUGAAACGCUAACAAAACACGGAACUCUCACCCAGAGACGCUGUGCUCUCAACGAGGAGAGAACCUGUGCUUGCCAGGGGUUAAAUCCUGAUGCCUGUGGAGCUUCUUUCUCUUUUGGCUGCUCCUGGAGUAUGUAUUACAAUGGCUGCAAAUUUGCCCGGAGCAAAAUUCCAAGAAGAUUUAAGCUGUUAGGAGAUGAUGUGAAAGAGGAAGAGAAACUGGAGCAAAACUUUCAGAAUCUGGCAACAUUGCUAGGACCAGUAUAUAAAACCUUAGCACCUGAAGCUUAUGCAAACCAGGUGGAACAUGAACACAGAGCACCAGAUUGUCGUCUGGGCCUCAAAGAGGGUCGUCCCUUUUCUGGGGUCACUGCUUGUCUGGACUUCUGUGCCCAUGCACAUAGAGACCUCCACAACAUGCAGGGGGGCAGCACUGUGGUGUGUACAUUAACAAGGGAGGAUAACCGCGAGAUUGGAAAAAUACCAGAAGAUGAGCAGCUCCAUGUCUUGCCACUUUAUAAACCUUCCAACACCGAUGAGUUUGGCAGCGAGGACGGCCAACAGGAGAAAAUCAAGUCGGGUGCCAUCCAGGUCCUUAGUGCUUUCCGCCGCCAGGUUCGCAUGCUUGCGGAACCUGCCAAGUCGUGCCGACAAAAGAAGCUGGACGCUAAGAAGGCAGCUGCCAACAAGAAUGCGAUGCUGGACACCUCUAAUGAUAAGGCAGAGAAAGCCCUCACAGCCAAGGCAAAAGCUGGGGCGCAUGAGAAUGCCGCUCAGAGCACGAUGGCAGGGCCUAUUCCAGGUGCCAUGGGAGCAAACCUGCAGCCAGGUCAGCCAAGACACCCGCUUGGGGCCCAUCCUCAGCAGCUAGGGCACCAGAGUCCUCUCCCCUCUUAUCCCAGCUCACCAAAUGCAGCCAACUUUCCCAGAUUCCCCGGUCACCCUGGGUCUUUUCCAGGCACUUCCAAACCAGGCAGCAUGUAUCCCCACCAGCCCCCAACACCCACCAGCCCGUACGCCUCCCCGCUCCAUGCACCAAAUUCAUACAUUAAUGGAUCACCUCGCCCACACCCAGGUUAUCAGUGUAAUGGAGGAAUGCCCCUUGACAAUUACCACCCAUUCUAUGCUUCAAACCCAAAGCAUCUGGACCUUUAUCGGCAACAACGACCAGUGCUCUACUCAGAGCCACAGUACAGUGUACAUCAGCGUUUUGACGCCAAUUUCCCUCCAAGGUAUAGUGAGCCUGGUUUACAUGUUAAUGGCUACAAUGUCUCCAGCGUGAGGCCAGCUCACCCCAUGAGACCUUAUGGCCCUUACGGCCCUAAUGGAGAGACUCAGUUUAUAGACCCCCUCUCAAGAGCCCCCUCAGCCAAUGGAGUUCUAGAUUAUACAGCUGCUGUGAGCAAAGGAGGAUUCCCUAAUCCAUACCUCUCACGGAGCCAUCCCAUUUUAAGCCCCGGCCAAGAUCCUCUACAUAUGCAAAUCAAGACCGAGAUGGGCCUGUCUGGGCCACAGCUGCUUUCUUCUCAGUUAAGUGCUGGGUGUUUAAACCCUGAAUCGCAGUCAGGGAUAGGUCUGACAAAUGGAGGCCAUCUGGGCUCUGGCAUCAAGCAGGAGCCUGGGACACCACAAACACCCACGACCCCACAAAACGAGCUGUGGUCAGACAACGAGCACAACUUCUUGGACCCUGACAUUGGCGGUGUGGCCGUGGCACCCAGCCACGGUUCAGUACUCAUUGAGUGUGCAAAACGGGAGCUCCACGCCACAACGCCGCUGAAGAACCCAGAGCGUCAACACCCCACACGCAUUUCCUUGGUUUUCUACCAGCACAAAAAUCUGAACGAGGCUAAGCACGGUUUGGCAAUGUGGGAAGCCAAGAUGGCGGAGAAAGCCAGAGAGAAGGAGGAAGACGCGGAAAGGAACGGUGGCGAGGCGACGCCUAGCAAAGGAAGCAAGAAGGGCGUGAAGCGAGAGCACCCGGAGUCAGAGUUCAGCGGGGAGCGUCCGUACAAGCGCUUCAUUCAGGCUCUAAUGGAGGGAUCUCUGUCAUGCACAACAAACACCUAUGUCAGUACAUCCCCUUAUGCCUUCACCAAGGUCACAGGGCCUUACAGCAAGUUUGCAUAGAAACCAAGAAAGAGUUAAGGUGCUUAAUUUAUGGAUAACCACAUGGUUAUCAAAGGCAUAAAAAAAGGAACCUGCGAUCAUCAACUUUCAUAUCGGGUCUUUCACCUCUUUAGCAACAAAGCUUUACUAGUUGACCCUACUAAGGAUGUAUUUAUUUUCCCUUUGGGAACUUUUGCAAGACACACUGUCAGAACCUCUGGUGCUUUUAGUACGAUACACAAGGAGCUAUUUUUACUGGAAACAAAGUUUCAUUCUUGUUGGCUUUAUUUUUCUUGCAAAACUUUGGAGAUGUAAUCUUGUCGUCAAACACUCGUCAAUGAGGACUUUCACGGUGCUAAAUUAUGUGCUUAUUACCAUUUAUUUGAAAUCAAAUGCCUUCACACUAUAACCAUGACACACUCUAUGAGUGACACUCAUUGACCUUGUAACUGGACACUGAAAAUAUCAUCCCACGGUCAAAUCAUUAUCAUAAUAAUGGUCUUUGACGAGUCCAUGUUUCUUAGAGCACUUUUUAUAAUGAGAGUUAAUGUUUUGGUAAUACUUAGAAUUAAUCAAAUCUGGUUACGUUGAGUCGCUACAGUGACAGCAUCACUAGAAUUAAAUUUAUACAGAGGGUUGUAGAAGUGAUCUACAAGUGUGUUCAUGCAAAAAAAAAAGUUUUUUUUUUAACUACCAUCAUGUCGGUGCUUCUUUCGCUUUCCUCUCACUAUACAUCGAGCCAUUCUAAUGGUGCAUUUUAACAGACAAAUGGUGGUAAUUGACUUUAUUCCAGGUUCCUUUUUGUUAUUAGUGACUGUUUUAAUGUCCCUUAGUCUAGGUUACCUGAACAAACCUGGAUUGUGAAUAUUACACGUAGUUUUAUGUCUGUGGUGCUUAGUAAAUGUGCUUUGAACACACUGAGGAACAUGAAACAGGGUAAGCUCAGUGUCAGUUUUGGAAGGCAGCUGAAUUGCUGUGGGGUCUUUAUUGUAAUCUAAUUGUAAGAUAAACCAGUGACAUUUGUACAGUAAAUUAAUUUCCACGUUGGAAUCACUGUUUUAGAUUUUGUGAUGUAUAGAAUGCGAACAGCCUUUUCAUUGUACUUGUGGGGUUUCAACAGAUUUUAUUUCUGAAGGUGCUAUUCAACCUACUAGAAACAUACAAUGUGACUCUUUUGGCAGUGAGAAGGCUUUUAAAUAAUGUACAGUACAAGCUUGCCACAUACCUCAAAACUAGUUUGGCAAUAGAAUUAUAACAGUUUUCUUUCUUUCUCUGUAUAUUAGUCUCAAAGAUGUAAUAACAGUCAAGCUUCAUGCCAUCAGAAGGCAAACAAGUUCAUUUCUUACUUUCUUGAUUUCGAAUCUUCUAGAAAGUAUUACUUGAACUUAAAUCUUUGAUAUUACUGUAAAAUCAGGGACACGUUUCAUUUUCAACUAAUUUUGUGCAUAUUCACCAUCUGCAUUCAUCUUCAGUUUCUUUAUUCAGGGACUUGCCAUUGCCUCCUGAAUCCAUUGAUUCUUGUCUACUAAACAUCACAGAAGAACAAAUUCGUCCCUACUAUCCUCUGCGUGUGCUUUAGGAUAGAGGUACGUGUCUAUAAGUAGUCUGAACAUAUGUGCACUGAGUUGACUAAAGGGAAACUAUGAUUUGGAGGCUGAAGGCUAAAGCUGUGUCUUUGCUUUUUACACGAGGCAAUACCAAGACAGUGAUCAACCCACAGUACAAUUAGAAGUAUUUAUAACCACUAAGCAACUGUAUAAUUAAUUUGUCCCGCCUAUUUGAUUUAAAUAAUGUGCUAUGUAAUGAAAUUCCUCCUGUAGCAACUCACCCCAUUCUUCUACAAAUUCAAUAAUUUCUGAAAGCACUUCAUUUCUUCUUCAGGAAAAUGUGAUAAAGAACUGAAAAAUGUUUUAUUUAAACAAAUUGUAAAUGUGUUGAAAAUAAAUUAUGUCACAUUGUACAUACAAAAAAAUGUAUUACAGGAACACACUCAUUCUUUGAUGAUAUAAAUUCCUCAUGUUCUCUUAUAUUGACCCACAACUCCUCUAUCAGCAUCUGCAAAUCUCCUCAUUUAGCUUAAGAGAACCAUCAUUGUUACAUCAUCCAGGAAGCCUUUACUGUAAAUAUUACCCUGUAUUAGUUGUAUUAGUUGUAGUAUCCUUUCGGCCAGACAAUAGGAGUCCUAUUUUUCCCACGGUUCCAGUUUUGUAAAGUAAAUCUACAUUAAAAUGUUGAAUUUCGUUGUACAGAACCCAGCCACGGUAGCAGGUUGAGCUGAGAAAGUCAAGGUGUCUAAGAUAGAGCGGGUUGAAAGCAUAGCCAUACUUGAAGAUGCUUCAGAGUGUUUGAGUGACUCGACAUUACUUGAAUAACUUCCUGGGCUUAAAUAGUGCAACAUAUGCACUGAGCUCAAUGGUUAAGCUCGCACUUGAUACACGCGGUUUAUUUGCAGUUAGACACUAAAUAAAGACGUGCAACAUUUUGCCUGUAUAUGUAUUUGAAGGCUUUCCUAGUUCUCCUGGGGUUUGGUAGGCUACACAAAUGGAAUUAAGGAUGGGUAUUAAUACUGUAAGUAUUGUAAUGUAUUGGAUGCAGUCUAUUUGAAAGCUGUUUAUUAUAUCAUUCCUGGUAUUGCUGAGAUGUGGGUGUUUUUUUUAAUAAAAUGUAUAUUUAUUUAAAGCUA
Messenger RNA from Betta splendens (Siamese fighting fish), 8620 nucleotides. It is a transcript of the gene tet2, whose product is annotated as tet methylcytosine dioxygenase 2. Gene Ontology annotation, cellular component: nucleus. Gene Ontology annotation, molecular function: DNA 5-methylcytosine dioxygenase activity. Bases 703 to 5958 code for a protein of 1751 amino acids. Gene Ontology annotation, biological process: positive regulation of transcription by RNA polymerase II; oxidative demethylation; myeloid cell differentiation. The transcript has 10 exons. The record is from RefSeq and is a predicted model, not a curated record. Lineage: Eukaryota; Metazoa; Chordata; Actinopteri; Anabantiformes; Osphronemidae.